Molecule: messenger RNA, 3177 nt
Organism: Besnoitia besnoiti
Lineage: Eukaryota; Apicomplexa; Conoidasida; Eucoccidiorida; Sarcocystidae
Exons: 10
Coding region: 1-3177 (1058 amino acids)
Cellular component (GO): cytoplasm
Source: RefSeq, a predicted model, not a curated record
AUGCCGCUGCCCGCGGAGCAGCAAACGGGGGACGGCGAGUUUCCUGGCGGGCGGUUUUUGAAGGGGCUUCACAAGUGUUUGCAGCCCGAGCCGCCUACUUCCCGCAUGUGUGACUCGAUUCGCGCCGUUGAGAACCGCGAAAGGGCUGAGAAGCUCCUGGCUGAGGCAGGGGCCCGCCAGAGGGAGCUCCAGCUUCGCCGCCGGCGAGCUCUGCACAACAGGCAGCGGCGCUGCAGAAGCACGGACCCACCUCCACUGCGUGGAAAUCCGGAGGGUCAGACGGAGGGCAACGCACAGUCGGGGAAGGGCCAGGGCUCCUCUGUCUUAGGGUUGCUCUUGUCUCUCGGCUCGACCAGGGGUCGCGCUCAGAAGGCGACAUCGAAGCCCAGAUUCGAUUGGAGACAAAGCCUGAGCAGUGGGUUCUCGUGGGUGAGACGGUGGCCCCUGGCUGCUUUCGUGGAUGGAGAAUGCGCUGCAGGGACGGCAGAAGCGUCUUCGCAGCGCGUCGCCUCUUGGAUAGACUCGCUCGAGACAGGACGCUCGGCUGACGGCUUUCUCUCAGAUCAUUCCUCGUCUUGCUCUGCCUUUGGCUCUUCUCGCAUCUCUCUGCCAAGGCCUCCACACGCGCCUCGUUCUGGGGGAACGCCGCGACUGUCGACUUCAGCGUCCGCCACCGACGACGAAGACGGGGGCUUGUCGCUCCACUGCCCCUUCCACAGCCCACUGAGCUGUUCGUGUGCGCCUCUGCAGACUGGCGAACGAGGCGGUGCGCACGCAUCCAGUGAAGACAAUACGCACCGCGCGAAGGUGGGGCCGCGUCCCCUAGACACACGCGAGCGCCGAGACGACGCGAGGGCGUCGCCUCUUCCUGAGGACGCGCCGUUGUCGCGGAGAGCCUCCCGUGCGGCGUGCGGUCUGGCUGCGCCUGGCCGCAGGACGCUGUCCUUCAAAACGGAGCCGUUUGUGUCGGUCACCCUCGAUCUCUCGCGUCUAGAGCUUAGCGAGUCGUCGCCACCCACCCCAGUCUUCGACGAGCGCGAGAGUCUUCUCGACCUGGGGGGGAGCGGGCCCCCUUUCCCUUCGUCGCCGUCUGCGCCUGAUCUGCGUUCUUUCCAGGCUUCCUCUUGCGCCUCCUCUUCCUCCUCCGUCUAUCUCUCGCCGUCGCAUCGCGUGUGGGCAGCCGCGACCAACAGCCCGCCGCAGUCGCCGGCUGCGGCGUCGCACCCGUCUGUUCCCUCGCAGCCUCUCACCAAAUGUGUCGGGAAAGCCAGUGCAGAGUGGAGCUCUCCACGCCCUUCGGCUGGCGAGGGGGGCGACGCCGAACGAGUGGCGUCUGGUCCUGUCUCGUUCCGCGAACCGCCUCCGCCUUGCUUCCUCCAAGGCAACCCCGCAUCAGAGAUGGUUGCCGCGUUUUACCAGUUUGUGGAAGUCGCGCACCAGAUUCGGCAAGAGGCCCUGAGCGAGCUGCCGUCGCCCUCGCGGAACGGCUCUUCGGGCUCCGAAGGAGAGCAGGCCGAAGCGGAGACUUGCGGAGAAGUCGUGCUUUCCACCUCGCUGGCGGCCGCCACGGCCGCACGCGCGCAGAAUGGCUUCGCGUUCGCAUGCGAGAUAGAGAAGAUAUCGUCUUCUGGUGAAAGCCGAGAUCGGGAGGGGGGCGGAGAGAAGGCAUCUCACGGCUCUGUCGACGGGUUGGCGUCUGCGCUGGAAACCGAAGAGCUCGCAGGCAGCUACCGGCUCCUGCGCUUCCUCCAGGGAUAUGGAUUCGACGUCCAGCAAGCUGCGGAGGCCUACAGGCGCCACGUCAGCUGGCGCGUCCAGCAGCGAAUCGACACAACGAUGCGAAACUUCAUUCUGCGAGAAAUGGUCCUGCCGCUGGCUCCCGAGCGCGCCCCGGGUCAUGCGGUGGUGUCUCGGAAUUUCCCGAAUAAUCCUCUUCUCCGCACAGACUCAGGCGAACAGGGCGAGGGAGAGGAAGUCAACGACUCGAACCGACCCGAACACUGUGGGAGAGCAAGAGCCUGCGGCGAGACGGCUCACGCUGGCACGGCUCCAAGUGAAACGGCUCCGUUGACGAACGGCGUCGACUUAGAAAGCGGCUACGCUGAGAGGAGAGCGGGGAGUUCUUCGGACGCCGCGGGACAUGCAGCGACAGACGCGAGGAAUGCAAAGCGCCGGGCGACCGGAGCGGAGCACGCCGAGGCGUGCGCCGUGGGCUCCUCCCCGGCUGCCUUUCCACUCUCUGGAGGAUGCGAGUCCGCUCGCGGUUCUGCAUACUCCGCGCCGCCCGCGCGCCGGCUGCCCUGGGCUCGGUCGACGCACUCGCCCCGCAUUCUGUUCGACAAGGCGGGGAGCAUCAUCACGGUGGAGCGACCAGGUGUGUUGGAUGAGCGGCGGCUCUUUGAAGACAUUCCCGAGGAGCUUUUCUUUAGGUGGCAGUGGUAUCAGCUGGAGUUCCGAAAUGUUCUCUUGGACCGAUUGUCGCGCGAAACGGGACGCUUGGUCACGGCGACGUUCAUCCUCGACCUCCAAGGUUUCUCUGCGAAGUCCAUCAACCGCCGCACCAUCGGCCUGCUCCGGCAUCUCAUUUGCAUUUCGAAUGAGAACUACCCUGAGUCGGUCGGGCACAUCUUUUUUAUCAACACUCCGCGACUCUUCAGCGUGGUCUGGAGCACGCUCCAAGGCUGGCUGAAUCCGAGGACUAUCUCGAAAAUCCAUCUGCUGGAAGGCGACUACGAAGCUGUUUUGCGCGAGUUCAUCGAUCCGGCUUCUCUGCCACCUUCGCUCGGAGGCUCCUGCAAGUCGUCGCUCGCUCUCGUGCCGACGCUGACGGAGAGCGAGAUUCUGUCUGCGCGCGUGGGCGGCGACCCUUUGACGCUCCACGUCGGGGCGCGCCGGAAGGAGCGUCUCGAGGUCAAGGUUCCCGCGGGCCAUCGCCUCGCAUGGGCGUGGGUCAUUGUGGAGCACGACGUGGCUUUUCGUAUCAAGUGGCAGCCCGCGGCCGGCGGAGAGGAGCGCGUCCUGCUAGACGUGAAGAAGCACGAGGGCAGCAAACCAGUGAAAGGUGCUGUGCACGCAGACCAGGAAGGAACGGUUGCCUUCGUCUUUGACAACUCCUGGAGUCUCUUCUCGUCGCGUACGAUUUUUUACAAAGUAAGCGACGUGCAGAGAAUGGCUUGA